Molecule: messenger RNA, 2091 nt
Organism: Prunus persica (peach)
Lineage: Eukaryota; Viridiplantae; Streptophyta; Magnoliopsida; Rosales; Rosaceae
Source: RefSeq, a predicted model, not a curated record
UUACUCUCUAGGCCUACAUUUAUAGUUGCUUAUUCCUUUUUCUCCUCCUCUUCUUCUUCUUCUUCUACUUCUUCUGGGUCUUUGUAGUUUUCACUGCAGAGCAAAACCCAGUUUUUAGUUUCAGAUCGGAGGUGGAGUGGAGUGAGUGAUCCUAGUUUUGGAAAAUGGGGCUGAAGCUUCACUACCACAAUCACUAUCAUUCUCCUAGAGGAGGAGCACUUGGUGCUCUUCUGCUGCUGCUGCUUCCUAUUUUCUUGCCCAGUUUGUUCAGCCCAUUGGGCCAUGCUUCACCUUCCAUGUUGUCAGAAUGGAAUGUUCCAAAAUCUAGACACCAGCGCCUUCUCAAGAGUGCUUUACAACGCCAAACUUCCGAAGGGGAACUCUCAGAUCUAUGGACACCAUUGGCCAACCAGUCAUUGAAACCUUGUGCAGAAUCAUCAAUUGCCACUUCAUUACCAGAGAAAUCUGAGGGAUUUAUCCAAGUAUUUCUUGAUGGAGGGCUGAACCAGCAGAGGAUGGGGAUAUGUGAUGCAGUUGCUGUUGCUAAAAUACUGAAUGCAACUCUUGUGAUCCCAUACCUUGAAGUGAAUCCCGUAUGGCGAGAUUCGAGCUCCUUCAUGGAUAUAUUUGAUGUUGAUCAUUUCAUUAAUGUAUUAAAGGAUGAUAUAUCCAUAGUUAAAGAGCUACCUUCUGAUUUCUCCUGGAGCACAAGGGAGUACUAUGCAACGGCCAUCCGAGCUACCAGAGUUAAGACAGCACCUGUGCAUGCUUCAGCCAACUGGUAUCUAGAGAACGUAUUGCCUGUAGUUCAGAGUUAUGGAAUAGCAGCAAUUGCCCCUUUCUCUCACCGCCUGACAUUUGAUAACCUGCCUAUGGACAUCCAGCGGCUACGCUGUAAGGUCAACUUUCAAGCAUUAGUUUUUGUCCCUCAUAUUAGAGCACUCGGAGAUGCUCUAAUCAGCCGCCUUAGAAAUCCUUCUGGCAAAAGUGGAGCAGUUGGCACCAAUUACCUGCAGGAGAUGCCUGAUGUGAAAAAUAAACAAGGGGCAGGGAAAUUUGUUGUGCUACACCUACGGUUUGAUAAGGAUAUGGCAGCCCAUUCAGCCUGUGAUUUUGGUGGUGGAAAAGCUGAAAAACUGGCUCUGGCCAAAUACCGACAAGUAAUCUGGCAGGGAAGGGUCCUUAACUCCCAGUUCACUGACGAAGAGUUGAGGAGUCAGGGCCGUUGUCCAUUAACUCCAGAAGAGAUUGGAUUGCUGCUUGCAGCUUUGGGGUUUGACAACAGUACUCGUCUAUAUCUUGCUUCCCACAAGGUAUAUGGUGGGGAAGCUAGGAUUUCAACCUUGCGAAGAUUGUUUCCACUAAUGGAAGACAAAAAGAGCCUUGCUUCUUCAGAAGAACGGGCCCAAAUAAAAGGAAAGGCUUCUUUGUUAGCAGCAGCUGAUUACUACGUUAGCAUGCACAGCGACAUCUUCAUUUCUGCUUCUCCAGGAAAUAUGCACAAUGCACUGGUAGGCCAUCGAACUUAUGAGAACUUGAAGACGAUUCGGCCGAGUAUGUCACUGUUGGGUCAACUCUUCCUAAACAAAAGCAUUAGCUGGUCAGACUUCCAGCAGUCAGUAGUAGAAGGGCACCAAAACAGACAAGGGCAAAUCAGGUUGAGAAAGCCAAAGCAGUCCAUAUACACCUAUCCUGCUCCCGACUGCAUGUGCCAGGCAUGAGGUUAAUGUGAUGGUGAAGAAGAUCUAGACGACCAUCUAGAUUUCAUUAUUUGGUACCACUACACCCUUUGUGACUUGUAUUAUUGGUAAAUAAAAAGCGAUCCCAUUUCUGUUAGUCAUAAAACUAUACAGGUAAUAUUUUCAAUAGGGUGCAGUAGGUGUAAUAGGUGCUUCUGGGGAUGUAUUGGUCGAAAAAUACUCUUUAUGUAGAAGUGGGGUUGGGGUUUGUACUUGUAUUUGUCAAGGGGUUUGGAUGUGAUCGACUUUUAGGGACAAUACUUUUAGACAGAAACAAAUGUGUUUGUUCCAAUUUGAAUUACAUGUAUACCGUCCUUCCAUGCCCCUGCUUUAUACAUCUUCUUUGCUACUA